AUGAACAAGAACAAAUCUUCAGGCGAGACUGCAAAAUUGGAUCCGAGUCCAACCGCAUUAGUCAAAGUCUCAAAUGAAAGUGAAACAACGGUUACAGCCCUGAGCAAGAAAGUUAGGAGCAUCCUUCUGCUCAAUGUAAUCACUGUUGUCUAUGCGAGUAACUUCACGUUUGUGAAAGAGGUGGAAUCUGUGAUGGACCCGGCGACAUUUUCUGUUGUGCGGUUUGCCAUGUCUGCUGUUCCAUUCAUCCCUUUUGUUAUCAGAGCAAGAGGUGACGUUGAUACUCGGAAUGCAGGGAUUGAGUUGGGGUUCUGGGUUAGUCUAGGGUACCUUAUGCAGGCAUUAGGACUGUUAACAUCGGAUGCUGGUCGCGCAUCGUUUCUUUCUAUGUUCACUGUGAUUAUUGUUCCCUUGCUUGAUGGUAUGUUAGGAGCAGCAGUCCCUGCUCAUGUCUGGUUUGGUGCCUUCAUGUCUAUUGUAGGAGUUGGGCUGCUGGAAUCCAGUGGAUCUCCCCCAAAUGUUGGGGAUUUGCUGAACUUGUUGAGCGCGGUGUUUUUUGGGGUUCAUAUGCUUAGAACAGAGCAUAUAUCAAGAAACGCAAAGAGAGAAAACUUCUUGCCUAUGCUUGGAUAUGAGAUAUGUGUUGUUGCUUCCUUAUCAACCAUAUGGUAUCUCAUUGGAGCAUGGUCUGGUGGCGGCCUCCACGACUUUAACCCAUCAUUGUGGACAUGGGACAUGUUCUGGGAGUGGAUGCUUGUGUUUCCAUGGAUACCUGCACUGUACACAGGCAUAUUCUCCACUGUGUUAUGCUUAUGGGUAGAGAUGGUCGCAAUGCGCAAUGUAUCAGCCACAGAGACGGCAAUAAUUUAUGGUUUAGAGCCUGUCUGGGGUGCAGGUUUCGCAUGGUUUCUCCUUGGCGAAACAUGGGGUUCUACUGGCUUGAUUGGUGCUGCUCUUGUGCUAGUUGGAAGCUUAACAGUCCAGAUAUUUGGAUCAACAUCUCCAACAGAGCCUUCAAAAGAUGAAAUGAAACUCACUUUCCCAGUAGAUAAAUACAACGGCUUAUCUGCCACGUCCGUUAUAGUUCGUUCUGAAAAGGACACUCCUGGUCUGCGGAAUUAA
Fragaria vesca subsp. vesca is the source of this 1122-nucleotide messenger RNA. RefSeq lists its product as uncharacterized. The transcript has 7 exons. Gene Ontology annotation, cellular component: membrane. Bases 1 to 1122 code for a protein of 373 amino acids. The record is from RefSeq and is a predicted model, not a curated record. Lineage: Eukaryota; Viridiplantae; Streptophyta; Magnoliopsida; Rosales; Rosaceae.